AAGCAGUUCAAUUCAAUGUUUAUUGCCAAUGAUACAAGGUAGAUUUGUAUCGAAAAAAUGAUCGAAGUGAAAACACAGAAGGGUAGCCAAAUUCUCGAGGAAAGUGGUACUAUACCAACUACUCACAAUGAGAAAAAUCAAGAACCCACAUUCGAAAAGAAGAAUAAAAAGGAUACGUUGAUUUUCCGUUUUUCUGCAGCAACAGCAUAUCUCAUCAUGGAGACAAUUGGAUUCAAUCUAGUAUGGACCCCACUCAUCUUGCCAGAUUUGAGAAAUAAUGACACGAAUAUCAACCCAUUGGGAGAACCCAUUGAAAUAAGUGAAAUGUCAUUGUUAAUAGGAUUACCGCUAGUAAUGUAUUUAUCUUCGAUUUUCUUCAUGGUAAAGUUGCCAAAUAUUAUAGGAAGAAUAGAAACUAUGAAGUACAUGUCUAUAGGAAUGGUAUUUGCGAAUAUUGCCGUGGCUUUCGGAACACAUAUAAAUUUUUACUACAUAGCAAGAUCUAUAUUCAUAGUAUUGGCAGGGUCAGCCUUAUUGGCAGUUCAGCUAUACAUGAGAGAAAUUGUAGAAGAUCACAAUAGAGAAAAAACUAUGCCUCUAAUGUAUUUGGCUUUGCCAAAUAGCUACUCUUACUCUUUCAUAGUGAUUCUUAUGGCAAGUUUGGGAAAGUUCGAAAGAGUUCGGUAUUUCACCUCGAUAUUGUGUACAGUACCUCUGGUUAUUAGCCUAAUUUUUCUCUACACUUUUGUACCUGAGUCACCAGUGUACCUAGCAAUGAAGGAAAAGGAAGAAGAAACGAUGAAAACGUUGAGGAAGUUAAGAAGCAAUAAAAGCAACAAAGAAAUAGAGCAAGAUUAUUUGAAAAUUGGGGACAUAUCAAAGUCUAGGAUGGAAUCUGAGAAAAGUGGAUUCUUGACCCUGUUUAAAACACCAGCUCUGAGAGGAGACAUGAUAGUUGCGUUGGUAGCAGAUAUAACACAACAUUUAUCUGGAGUUGCUGUAAUUAUGCCAUUUCUUGGACCCAUUUUCAUGGAAGCUCAUACACAACCAUCUGGAUAUAUACUGGUAAUCCUGUUAAUCAUCGGGUGCACUGUGACUCUAUCUGUAUUUCUUUUGAUCAGAAUAAUCAAUAAGAGAAUUGGAAAGAGGGCUUUGCUCCUAUUUUCUUUUUGCUCAACUGGCAUUUCAUUAAUUCUUCAUGGAUUAUAUUUUCUCUCUAAAACUAAGAAUAUCAGCUUCAUUGAAAAUAUACGAUUAUUGCCAGUUUUCUCUAUUAUAACGUAUGUAGUGGUUUACUUUUUUGGACUGGGACCAUAUUCUUUGCUGAUAGUUGAACUUUUUCCAAGUGAUCUGAAAUCGGCAGCCACGUUUCUCAACACUAUUAUUGUUACAUUCUUGAUGAUAGUCACGUCUACUGUAUUUCCCAUCGCUGUCGAGUAUAUUGGAAUACAUUGGUGCAUCUGGACCUUUUCAUUUUUCAGCUUCUUGGGUUCUUGUUUCGUGUACUUCAAGUUAACUGUAAUGAAAGGUAAAUCACCUUCAGGAAUUCAAAACGAUUUAUGUUGAUAAAGAAUUGUAGUAUUUCAGUUAUUACAUUCAAUGAGAAUAUAAUAUUUAACAAAAGUCUGUCAUGCUACAUUAACCUAAAUCUUGAUCAAAUCUACAAAUGUAUUUCUAUGAUAUGAAUAUGUAUAUGAAGUAAAUUUCAUACCUAUUCUGUUGUUUAUUUGAGCUGAAAAUAUUCGUUUUUUGUCCCGAAAUAUCAUCAAUAUAAAUAAAUAUUACAGAUUAUUGGUGCCAUGUCUGUUAAUUUUGAUAUAACCGAUGUGUUUUAGUAAGUCACAAUAUAUUAUUAUUGGUUUGAGUAGUUAUAGUGUGAAUAUGUUUUGUGAUGAGUUAAUAAAGUUCAUUCUGUACUAUGAAUA
Messenger RNA from Leptinotarsa decemlineata (Colorado potato beetle), 1925 nucleotides. RefSeq names its product facilitated trehalose transporter Tret1. Gene Ontology annotation, biological process: transmembrane transport. Lineage: Eukaryota; Metazoa; Arthropoda; Insecta; Coleoptera; Chrysomelidae. The record is from RefSeq and is a predicted model, not a curated record. Gene Ontology annotation, molecular function: transmembrane transporter activity. Gene Ontology annotation, cellular component: membrane.